CUGAUCCUUUCUCCCCCUACAGCAACAUCCAGGUCAAGGUGUCUCUCAUUACGUGCUCGGUAUUGUUCGACCUUUAUGGGACCCAUGUGGUGCAUGAUAUGCGUUUGUGCACCCAUCAUCGGCUGAGGCAUUGUUUGCUGCUGCAUCCAACAUGACUGGCAUUCGGCAUGUACCACUGGUGACCUCCAGGGCCCUGGAUCAUCGGCACGAUUAUAUCCUCGGUGCUCCUCCUCUAGAUACGGCGAGUAACCUGAUACAGGAGUGCUAUAGCCCGGCAUGGGCUGCAUGGGUUCCAUGGGCUGCUGGGCUACUGGGUGCUACAACUGCCACUGGUCGGAUUGUAAAAUAUGUGGGGGAGAGAAGGGCGCGUGGUGCGUGUAAGUGGGCCUGGGCAGGGUCGGGGAGGACCUUCUCCUGUAAUCCUCAUUAUUGUGCUUUAAAAAAGCGUAAACGCCGCGUUACUACUAUUCCUCAAUUCGACGGAAUCGAUCUCUACACCGUUCCAAUAUCCUCACCCAAGGAGUUGUGGACCAAGCUUCGGGACAAUAGUGUUAUCAUUCAUCACGGCCAGUACACCCAGAAUGGGAAUGUUUUACACAUCGGACUCGAAGGACCGCGCGACUUGCUAGAAGGUUUUGGAUUGAUCCUUGCCUCUAUGUAA
Messenger RNA from Mytilinidion resinicola, 661 nucleotides. RefSeq lists its product as uncharacterized. The record is from RefSeq and is a predicted model, not a curated record. The transcript is spliced from 3 exons. Lineage: Eukaryota; Fungi; Ascomycota; Dothideomycetes; Mytilinidiales; Mytilinidiaceae. The coding region runs from base 152 to 661 and encodes 169 amino acids.